Messenger RNA from Drosophila gunungcola (fruit fly), 6546 nucleotides. Its product is annotated as ecdysone-induced protein 74EF. Lineage: Eukaryota; Metazoa; Arthropoda; Insecta; Diptera; Drosophilidae. The record is from RefSeq and is a predicted model, not a curated record. Bases 628 to 2976 code for a protein of 782 amino acids. The transcript is spliced from 8 exons.
GCACGUCGGUCGGUCAGCGGAGCGUUUUCCGAGCGAAACCACAAAAGAAAUUUAGAGAAAUAUCCAACGUGAAAAAAGACAAUCGUGUUGGUGAGAGUGUGUGCCUGUGUUGGUGAGCUCAUAAAAGAUUCAACAGCCUGCCGAGCUAAAAAAUAAAUAAAAAGAUAACAACGUGGGUUAGGCAAAAAAAAUUAUAUUUAAAUAGCCACAAAAAAACAGCGAAAAAAUAAUGCAAAACAAGUGUUAAAUAAAACAACAACAAGGUGCAGCCGUCGCCUUUAAGCGCCACUUGAUGCCAUCGUGACACACAAAGCAGGAUCCAUUGAAUAGGCAAUUGACGAGAAGGAGAACGAGGUAGCCAGGGGGCGGCGGCGAUGACACUGAGGCAUCCAAAGACGUCGCCACCCAGAUGACGGGCGGGCAACAGCAGGAGGAGCCGCAUCAGGUGCACCACCACCAACACCACCACAACCACAACCCCGAGAUCAAAACAAACCGAUCAACGUGUCAACGCGUCGAGUAGAAUGCAAAUAGGCGCUAAGAACAACAGCAACAGCAGCAACAAGCGCCUCCAACCACCAGAGCCUGAGCCUGAGCCUGAGCCUUCUACCAGCCAUAUAGGCCAACAUGGCGGAUGCGGACGAUAGCAAGAGUGGGAGCGGUGGCAGUGGUGGCAGUGGUGGCAGCGGAAGUGGGGCCGAAUCCCUGCAGCUGCUGACCAAACUGGACAAGGCCGUCUCCACCAACGAUGUGCUGCUGGAUCUCCAGAGGGCGCUCACCUACGAGGCUGUCUUCAGCACGCUGGUGGAGCACAAGAUGCAGGCUCUCAAGCGGGACUACGAGGAGCACAAGAAGGCGAAGAGGCGCAAGCGGAAGUCCAUUGGUCGCAUCUUUCUGCCGCGGAAACUCUUCGGCAGUGGCAGUCGCCGUUCCAGCAGAGAAGAUACACCGCCAGCAGAGGAGCAGCAAGUGCAGCCAGUGCAGCAAGUGCAGCAAGUGCAGCAAUCACCACCAACCACUAGUAGCAGCAAGACAAAGGCGAGAACAAAAGCCAAAACACGGACCGAUGACAUCGAGGAGGCCACCGGUUCGGUGGCCAGCUUGCAGCGAUCUCAUCCCAAGUGGCCGGAGAACUUGGAGGACAGCCUGGCCAGCACGCUGAGCAAUUCCUCGGGAGCCCAGGGGCAGCAGAGGCAUAGCCACAGUGUACUUGUUCGCGCCCAGACCCACACGCCUGCACACCAGGUUGAGAUGGAUGCGGAGAGGGGAUCCAUAAGUUUGGAGGCUGCCCAGCUCCCCGCCAAACAUUCCACAACGAUCAACGGCGAGACGGAACUACUGCCCCCGAUCUCCGGACACGACAAUACCUCGACGACUGCCACAGCAACUGCCACAAUGACCGCCACGGGCGGAGGCACCUCCGGAGCAGGAGGAGUGCUCCACAGCUCCACGCUGGCGGACGACAGUCUGACCGCCUCGCUGCGCGGCAGCCUUGAAAGCCUAUCGUACAGCAGUUCCCGCUGCACCGUCAGCUUUGGCGGAGCGGAGGUGAUUACCGCAUCCGGCACGGAGGCGGAGUCCAGGGAACGGGCCCGACUGGCCAAGAGACUGAGGAUCCUGGAGGCCAAGUCGAUCAGCGCCCAGUGCAGCCCCAUCUUCCCCAGACACGUAGUUCGCUCGUUUCCGCUGCAGUCGCCCCAACAAGCGCGCCUUCACAUCAAUGUUCCCUCCAGUUUGGCCAAGCCUCAGCAGCAGUUGCCGCUGCAACAGCAGCAGCAGCAGCAACAGCAACAGCAACCUCAUGUGGCCUUGGAGAUUGAAACGCUGCCCGCACCCCUUCCCCAGCGAAGGCGUCUGUUGCCCAAGCAAAUAUCCUGCACGGAAAGUGGAGCCGCCGGGGAUUUUGGAGCGGAUGGAGCGGAGACCUUUACCCGCUACUUCACCCGCCAGAACACCUCGGAGGAUAGUGCCAAUGUGACGGUGAGCACGGUGCUGGCCCAAAGCGACUCCCAAUCGCUUCAUGCCACGCCCAGCUAUGCAAAUACGCCCCCAGCUGCUGGGAGUAGGAUUCAGGAGCGCCGCAAAUCCCGCAGCACUGGACUCUUGGCCGUGCGUCCGCCACAUGGAGUGGAUGCCAGUGCCGUGGUGAUUCAAGUGGAGGGUGGCAGCGAGGAGGUGGCCAGAACGAGGGCUCUGGUGGCCGAAAAACUGCACCGGAUGACCUCUACGUCGACGGGCUCCAGUGUGGCCGCCACCGGCUGCUGCAGUGCGGCGAAGCCGAAGGAGAGGCCGAGCGAAGGCUUCAGGCCCUCCGCGAUGCCCUCCGCCGCAGCAAAGGCAACGGCCCAGAGCACGGGCAGCGACGAUGAGUACCGCCGGCGGAAGCGGAAGUACAAGCGCCAUCAUCGCUGCUCAGAUCCCGCUUUGGUCUAUCCCACGCCCAACGGUCUCCAGCAUUAUGUGCACGUGCUCGGCAUCCACCCGGACACUCAGCAACCCAUACAAUGCCCGUACGGUGAGGACUUGCCCUGCGACCUGCAGCUCGACAUGGACAUGGAUAUGGACUUGGAUCUGGAUGGCGAUAAAAUCGACGACCUUGAGCAGAUGGUCCCCAGUGGUCAUCAGCGGCAUCGCCGAAAGCAUCGACAUCGGCACAAAAAGCGACAUCGGCACAAAAAACCCAAGAUUCUGGUGCAGGACUUGGACACAGAGGUUGUUAAGGUAAUCGAUCCCCAUGAUCUGUCGCAGCGUGCCCGCUGGACAAUAAUUGCCACCGCCUGUUUAUUGUUGCUCAUGUGCCUCAUGUUAAUAGGGGUUACUUUGCGAAUGGCUCCCAUCAUCGAUGAUAUGGUGCGACAGGAGAACGAGAGGAGCUACCGCGAGAAUCUGGAGCGCACCUUGAUGAUGAAGAACCGCACCGAGCUGAAUCUGCAGCGCCACCAGAUGGGGUUGCAGCUGCAGCACGUCGUUCCAUGAGCGUUCCAUUAGCGUUCCAUGAGCGGAAGGAAGGAAGUGACACCGCUGCACCAGAUGCGAGCGGAUGCGAUGGCAGCAGAAGCUGCUGGAAAUGUCAGCGGUUGGCAAGAAGUUUGUGGCAGGAAGCCGGAGGACCCUUCCUUGUCCCAUUCCCUACGCCAACCCCCCCCCCCCCAACCAACCAACCUACUCCUUUUUUGCCCCGCCCUAAUCAAAGUUAUGCGCACAAAUGCUACAAAGAAUAACAAAGAAUACAAGAAAUCAAAACAAAAGAAAUUGUUAACUUAAAAUAAAUAAGGAUGGAGCACUCCGAAGUGCUCGGCUAAGGCUAAAAUUAAUGCUAAUUGUAGUUAAGUCUGCCCAGGCGGAAAUCACUUGUUUUGUAUCUAACUGAAAGGUAGACUCCACUUAGAGCAAAAAAAAAAAGAAAUAAAAUAGGAUGGUCGAAGAAAAUCAAAAGUGAUGCAGUUUAGUCAAUAGUUAAAAACGUUGUUAAAAGUGUUACUUUGAUGUCAUUUUAAAUGUUAGGCCAGGGACGUUCUGGUUUUCAAAUUCGACCACAUAUGAUUUCUAGUGAGUUAAAAUCAUUUGAAAGUGCUUCGACAAUUUUGGAACAGUAGUUUUUAUUCCAAUAAACCCUAUGUACAAAAAUAUUUUGUACAUUUUUUCACAUAAUAAUUUUGGCUACACUUUUAAGUGACUUUAAAUCACGAAGGAUUUCUUUACUUAACGAUUAUUUUAUUUCAAGUAAAAAAAAAUACUUUGUUAUAUAAAAGCCUGAUAAAAACUGUUUGCAAUUAAAGAAAUUCACAAAUUAAAUAUUAUUGCUCUAGCGAAAUUGCUUACCAGAACAAACUUGAUUGUCCUGUAAUUAUUGUGCUUAGGAUAUGAUCUAGUUGAGGCUGCAAGGCGACGCCAACUGGAAGGAGCAGUUAAGCGAAAGGUUUCGAUUGUUCAGUUGAUUAGCCAAAUGGUUUCAAUUUUUUCUUUAGCAUAGCUUUCCCCCCUUGGUUAUACCACCCGAAAACUCCACCCAAGAGUGGCGUCGACUGGGCAGCUGGCGAGAGAAAAAAGUUGGUCAAUAGUUAUGUCUGAAACUAAGUUGUUAACUGAAAAGUACUCCUAAGUAAAUGUUAAUAGCCAUAAACAACAGAAAAGUUUUUGUAUCUCUUAGACGGCGUUGAAGAAGAGGUGGAGGGAAGCAAAGCAAGCAAAAGUAUCCAGUAUUCCAAGAUACAUUUUGAGUAAAAAUACGAUUUUCAUAGGUUAACAAUAAUUGUAAAAGAGCAGCAAAGGAACAUUCAAUAGAUUUACUCGUAAUUGGAUAAAAGCAACUUGUGCCAAUGAAAACUUAAGAAAUCCUAAUGAGAACCUGCAAGAUAAGUGGCAUAGCGUAAUUUAAUAAACAAUUGAAAAUAAUAACAAGGAAAAGUUAGUUAAUUAGCGGAUCGAUGUGAAACUGUUACUUAAGUGCAAAACGAGCUUGUUGUCGAAUUAAUUUUUAAAUGGAUUUAAACUAAGUGAAACUAAGCUAAAUGUUAAAUGUUUUUUUAGGUGUUCAAUGUUAUAAUUAAUUUGUGGUCGAGCAGCCGAAAUGAGGUAGAAUUGAUUGCCCAGCCUUUACCAAAUGAAUAAUUUUACGAACCUGUGCUAACUCAGUUGCAAAGUUUAACGACAAAAUUUAGCUUGAAGCAAACUUCUAUCGGUUUCAGCCAACAGAGCGUUGAUAGCUUGAACAGAAAGUUGUGAACGAACUUCCCUGACCGCCCAUCAUCCUGCCCAAUUAACAAUUAUCCGGAAAUGUAUUUUCAAGCGCAAAUGUUCUUAAUAUUCACCAGAAUGCACAAAAGCAAUGUAAGGUUUUUGGACUCUGGCGUUAAAUUAAUGUGGGACCGACAGAUAAGCAAUUUAGUUCGUUUUCACAAAGUUUGCACAUGUAUAUAUAUACCUAUAAAAACAUGAUAUAAAUACAAAGAGAAAAAUAGAAAACUUUAAGAAUUACAAAAAUUGGACUCAUGAGUAUUUUUUUACUUUCAAAAUUUUUGUUAGCAUAUUUUUUUUAUUUAACAAUUUUUAAACUAGUUACCUAUAAUUUAGUCUUUUGCAAUGGAAAUAAGUAGCAUGGAAUUGAACUGCAACUAUUAAAAUAAAUGAUUAAAAUAACAAACAAUGUGUAAAACAUUACACGACUUAAUUUUGCGAAAGUAAUUUAUAGAAUUAAUUUCUUGCUUCCAAGCUUACUAUUCAUAUUUUCUCAGUACACAAUUUUGUCUAUACUUGGGGCUGUUGGCGGGCAGGGAAACUUGAGUUCAACGAUGGGCAAGGACAAAAACAAAUGGAAAGCUUUAAAUUAGCUCAAUAAAUUGUAAAAUUAUACAUUUAAUCUACUUAAAGCGGAUCGUUGUUAAAUGCAAUGCAAGUACGUCGAAGACAGAUACUCACACACCUCAUUCAGACUUGUAAGAUUUGCAUUUCGGUCUAGGAAUCAAUUACAUAUUUAACCUGACAAAGAGGCUAAACAAAACAAAUUCAAAUAAGCAAGGCAAAAGAAUACUGAAAAUAAACAAUCAAGCAAAACAUUGUACUUAGUAAUUGCAUUUAACAAGUGGGACAGAGAAUGUUAACUAGAUUCGCAUAAUUGAUUUAACUGCAUGCUUAAACUAACGAAAGUAAACGAGAUGUUAACUGAACGGAGUUAAAAGAAAAACCUAAUUAAAACCAUACAAAUAAUGUCUGUAAUUAUGGCUUGCUAAAUGUAAAAAUAUAAGCUGAAUUAUUAUACAACCAACUACAAUCGAAGCAAGAAAAUUGAUGUAAUUGAAAUACUCGUAACGUUUUAGGGCAAAAUACCAAUGAAUAAUGACACAGGUUGAACACAAACACGCAUCAAGAAUAAAUUAAUGAAUAACGAAAUUAUUUCUCGAGAAAAAAUCAAACUUUUUAGCCUUUGAACGAGAGACUUUUGGUGCCCAAUCCAGUUUGAGCAAUUAUUUACAAAUAAAGAAACACAAAAAAAGACACUCACAACAGAACCACAGACCACACACAUGUAGAUGUAUUGUAAAUAGAACAAGAAACCAAAUGAGUAAAUACCAAGUAGGUAUAUAAAUAAAUAAUGAGAAGGCUUAUCCAAGUAAAUCAACAUUAAAUAAAUUAACAACGGAAAUCAAACAAAAACAGGUAAUACUUCAACUUGAGUGCAAGGAAUCAACUUUUAAUGUUAAUUGUUGCUGGCAAUGCAAAACGCAAAGUCAACCGAAAAACGAAAAACAAAAAAAUUACAAUAAAGAAACCAUGAAAAAUGCAAAACAAAUAUAUUUAAAAAUACAUUUAAACGCCUUCAGCGUUUUAUUCAUCAAGCAAGAAAUGUUGAAUCGAAAGAAAAAGUCAAACAAAAGCCAUACAAGCGAUAAAUCAAUUUGUGUCACCUGUGUAUUAAGUAUAUCUCAGUAUUUGUAACUGAAAAUGAAAACGCGUUGUAGUGCAGGCAUCAACCACAACAACAACAAGAAAAGAAAAAUCAAAUGAAAAUAAACUGAAUUUACAAGUGGACUUUGACUAUUAUUUACG